Molecule: messenger RNA, 2883 nt
Organism: Anoplopoma fimbria (sablefish)
Lineage: Eukaryota; Metazoa; Chordata; Actinopteri; Perciformes; Anoplopomatidae
Exons: 18
Coding region: 163-2118 (651 amino acids)
Molecular function (GO): protein binding; RNA binding
Source: RefSeq, a predicted model, not a curated record
ACCACGUGAUGAAGGCAGAGAGCUGGUCGGGAGCGCGCAAACAACAUGCACGCCGCAAAAGUUACAGGCUGCUAGCAUCAGCGCUAAAUGAAUGCAACUUUGUGUGCAAUUAACGCGAUUUUACGACUGUAGGCAGCCGUGGCGCGGCAUGUGCGAUUAAACAUGGAUAUAUUUAGAGACGAGAGUGAGUUUACAGGUGUCCGAAUGGCCCAAAGGGUUGCAGAUUUGUUUGAGUGUCGUCCUGGUUUUCAAAGGAUAGUAAGACUUGGCCUUAUUGCCGGUGUGGAAUACGAUGAUGAGCGAGAUGUUACAGAUGAGGAUGAGAAUGGAACUUGCGAUUGGUCCCAUAUAUCUUCAAUGCUCUCCGACAAGAGUAGUAAUAGAGGAUUAAGUGGGAGCCAUACAAGGUCAUCCAGCUCUGUUUAUCAGCUUCCACGGGAUUACUACGCCUCAUCUUGUGAACUUCCUUAUCCAGCAUCUGUUAAACUUCCGCCAAAGGAGAGUGACUCUGAAAGAAGAGCCAGAUUAUUAGAAGAAGUAAAAAAAGGAAAAGAAAAGACUGAGAAGAAGCGACUUAAGAAACUGAAAAGAAAGGAGAGAAAAAGGCUCGAGAAAUUGGAGAACGAAAAACAGAACCCUAUAAGAAAUGAAGAGGUGAAAGAUGAUGCACAGCACUCUAAAACGGACGGGAGCAAACCAGUUAAUGAUGAAUCCAAAACCAAUACCAUUUCCAGUGAUAAACAGUGUGCCUCGGCAAAAGAUACAGACAGCAGUGACAGUAGUGAUGACGAAUCCAGUGAUGAAGAUAGCGACACCAGGAAUGACUCUGGCGACUCUGAGGAACUGGACAUGACCAGUACUUUUGUAAGUAAAGCUGCUCUUAUAGCCAGGCGUAAAUUGGAGCAGAAGCCCAAGCCUGAGAGGAGGGAGAAAAAAAAGAUUCCCGUCAAAGAAGAAUCUAAAACCGUCCCUGACAAACCUAAUGAAGACCCGGAGGUUGAAGAGAAGGAUUCUGUGACCCUUCGGAGCCCCACUUUUGAAGAUAAUGUUAAAAUAAGUACUGAUCUUGCAGUUAUUGGAAAUAGGUUUGCAAGUGCUGGAGACUUUAAUAUGGCUGUAAAGUAUUUCACAGAUGCAAUUAAGUACAAUCCUACAGAGUUUAAGUUGUUUGGCAAUCGUUCCUUCUGUUUUGAGAAGAUGCAAGAAUAUGACAAGGCGUUGACUGAUGCGGAGUUGUCUCUCAGCAUGUGGCCGGGCUGGGUUAAAGGCCUGUAUAGGAGGGGCAGAGCUUUGGCAGGUCUAAAGAGGUACGAGGAGGCUGCCCAGGCCUUCAGGGAGGUUCUCAAACUGGACAGUUCAUGUGCAGAAGCAGCCCAGGAACUGAUGCGGGUGCAGAUAACUCAACUAAUGGUGUAUGGUUUCACUCGGGAGCAGAGCUCAAAUGCUUUAAUUAUUCAUGGGACCGUAAAAAAGGCGCUAGAGGUGCUGUCCAAACUAAACCACCGACCUGGAGCUUUUCAUUCAAAUGGCGGUGUCCAACCGGCUCAAGUAGCAAAUGUCACCGGAGUCUCGCCAGUCCUUUCAGCCAACACAAUCCCUGCUGCUCUGUCCCAUGAUGCAAUAAAUCCAGCAUUUAAGAACAAACCUUUAGGCCCAGUUCAUAAUAUGUCGAAUGUCCAGCGUCAACCCAUGAAGAGCAACAAUGCAGCCAAUCACCAACCACAGGAGCUCUUUCCAGUUUGGGUGGGAAACUUGGUUUACCCAGUAUCUGAGUCUGUGAUAACCAACGUGUUUAGCAAGGUUGGGGAUGUCAAUAGUGUGAAGGUUCUUACUUACAAACGAUGUGCCUUCGUAAACUAUACAAAACAAGAGUAUUGUGAUGAAGCAAUCAGACACUUGCAUGGGUUUGAGCUGAACGGCAUGAAGAUUGCAGUGAGGUAUCCCGAUAGGAUUCCUCAAGGUUUGGGAAUUUCCAGAGCUGCCCUCAAAGCUGAUGACCUGGAAGAUGAGAAUAUGAGGCAAAACGAGUACGCUGAAGGGAGGAAUACAGUUGGAAGCAGAAGACCUUUUCGCCCUUACAGACAAGUCCCAGACUACGGAGGCAACCACAAGUACUGACAGAAAAGACGGCUAUAAACAGGUCCGACUGUCCUUCUCAAUAAAAGCAUAACCACUUAUACAUACAGGGUUGUAAGGCUUUGCAAAUUAUUGAAGUGUUAUCAGUAUACCACAGAAAUGAAUGUUUAUUUGGUAAUUUUCUUUUAAAGAAAAAAAUGAAGUAUUAUUACCUAUUGAUCUAAAGAAAGGAUAUUGAAAUGAUAGUUUUAUAUUUGCUGACCAAAACUUAUACUAUGAGGUUUAUGUUAGCUGAUGAGUCCAGGUAUUAACAAAUGCUUCUUUAUUUUUAUUGUAGAAGCUUGAUGGAUAAACUUUACACAUUUUAUUUUUGAUGCUGGCACAAUGUACGGUAUGACAGCUGGUGGUAAAGUGUUUUAGAAUAAAUGUCUGAGAUUUUUAAACUAUGGUAUUAGCAUUAGUCCCCAAAAUCUGGUGUCGCAAAGGCUUUUUAAAUGACUUAAGUUAAGGACAUUUGUUUUUUACAGUUUAUCUACACACUUAUUGUUAUUAAAUGUAUUGUGAUCUUAACAAUAAUAUAAGAGCCUCACAUUACGGCCUAUAUAUAUAAAUCAUCUGAAAUCUAUUAUCAGAGUCACUGUACUUUAAUACAAAUGAAUUAUUUUUGUUGCAAAUUUAACUGUUUAUUUCCAUCUUUAAGAUGACUUAAAAGUUACUGUUAGUUACAUCAGUGGUUGAUUAUGGGAUGGCAUAUUUUAUUUUAUGGAGUAUUUUGUUCUUAAUCCAAGAAUUAAAGAUUAUUUCGUA